AGUUCACUUUAUCACAAAGCCGCCGUAGCUGAUAUUAGAAGCAUUUGCGUUGGUAUUACUCUUGACGUUUGUUCCUUCUACUCGUAUUGGAAAGUGAAACUAGAUGUUUUUGUGCAUCCGUUCUAAGGCAAAAGGACUAAAAGGGUCAAAUGCAAAAUGGCUGCGGAUCACCAUAUGUGCAUUAUAAUGUUAGGAGAAAUGAGUGUUGGUAAAACUUCUUUAAUGUUGCGCUUCUGCAAAAAUAUUUUUAGAGAAGAGCACAAAAGUACACUAAUAGUAGACAACUUCAGUAAAACAAUUAUUCUAAAGGAUAUACCAAUAGAUCUUUAUCUUUGGGACACAGCUGGACAAGAACGAUACAAAGCAAUAAUCAAAGAAUAUUACAGAAAAGCCGAUGGUGUCCUUUUAGUGUAUGAUAUGACAAAUCACGCAUCGUUCAUGGAACUCCCGAGUUGGUUACGAUAUAUAAGGGAGCAGAAUGAAGACGCUACGGUAUUCAUAGUUGGGAAUAAAGCUGACCUCCGGCAUCUAAACCAAGUAUCUGGUACCACAGCUGAAAAUUUUGCGCGAGAGGAGGGACUGGAAUUUCAUGAAACAAGCGCUAAGAACAACGAAAACGUAGAUGACGUUUUUGAGAAGUUAGCAUUGAAAGUCUUGGAAAGAAAGCGAAUUCCACCAUUUUACAACGAAAUACAAAAUGGUGAUAUCGAAGCAACAAAUUUAGACAAUACGGUUACUGAGACCAGUGCGCAGCCAGCUGAAAUGAGUUUACCACCAAUACUUCGCCUUGAAAAUGAAUUUAGAAGUGAUGAUCAAGUGAUAAAACUAUCCAUCGAAAAGCCAAGGAAAGAACCAAAACCAAAGAAAAGUUGCUGCUAACAAACACGAAAAUAAUUCUAUGGUAGUAUUAUACAUCAAAUAACAUGAAAGCCAGGUUUUAUAAAGUCUUUGGCGAUAAUUGUGUUUAAUAACAGUGAAAAUUGAAACUCUACUUAUUGUUAUCCGACUACAAAGAGACUGUUACAUCAAAUGCAUUUUUGAUUGCCAUAUCUAUGUUCAUAUGUAUAGAACACUUAACAAAAUGAAGAACAAAUUCAUACAGAGAUAGAAUUUCAAUAGAAUGAGUCGAAAUAAAUUAAAUUUGUUUUCAUGUCACUACACUAUGGAGAAGUUGAGAAUUGAUGAAAAAUAAAAAUAGUAAAAAAAUUAAUAUAUAUUCUUCGCUCCCGUAAGGGUCUUAAAGGUCAUAAAAAACAGUCAAAAAUUAAUUAUUUUUACUUAAUGCGAAUUUUUAAUUUCUUUCUAUCUAUUUCUCUCAAUCUUAAUAUUGAUAUUUGAAGUGUAAUAAUAUUUUUCUUUCAUCAAAAUCAAUCUAUAACUUUUAUCAGCCACUCCCUUUCAUCGAAGUUGAGAAAAAGUAUGUAAAAAGGCUUCAGUAUAGAAAUUUUAGUUCCAAAUACCUCUUUAGUCUUCACUCAGCAACUCUCAAAGCAUUAAAACAGUUCAAAAACAUUUUUACUGCAAAUCUUGAUGCUCAGCUUUCAAUUUUUUAAUUUGUAGCUCUCAUAUGUAUCUGGAUGGUUGACUCCUUUAAAUAAGAAAUAAUCAUCUGAGCUGUGAUAUUUCAUAGGGUACAGAAUAAUCUAUCUGUACUCUAUGAAUAGAUAAAUGAAUCUAUCUUUCUGUACUCUAUGAAUAGAUAAAAAAAGGGCAUCAAUUAGAUGUCUUCUUUUUUAUGUAUUGUAUUAUUACUAAAUGAAAAAAAAUUGCCAACCUUUGAAAACUGUGUUUAUUUUGUAAUAAUUCUUCUAAUAUAAAUUUG
Molecule: messenger RNA, 1822 nt
Organism: Argiope bruennichi
Lineage: Eukaryota; Metazoa; Arthropoda; Arachnida; Araneae; Araneidae
Product: ras-related protein Rab-12-like
Exons: 6
Coding region: 157-879 (240 amino acids)
Biological process (GO): regulation of exocytosis; protein secretion
Molecular function (GO): GTPase activity; GTP binding
Source: RefSeq, a predicted model, not a curated record